AUGGAUACAUAUGAUUCUAAUGGUGAAGACAGAUGGAAAGAUGAUGAGGUGGGUGUAGAGGAUGAUGGUGGUGAGAAUGAGUAUAAUAAUGACAACCCAAUCCACAGUGCUAGCCCUGACAAUUACAACAACAAACCUAUAGUGGAUGUGGAAGACAAGGAUAAUGAGGAUAAAGAUGUGAAUUCUGAGAGGGAGGAGAACAAGGAACCUGAGCAGGAUUUGACUAAGGAUAGUUUAAGUGAGGAUAAGGAAAGUGUUGGUGAUGGAGAGCAUCGCUUUAACCCUAAAUUCAUGGACUCCAUUAUUUCUGCAAUUGAUCAUGUAAAUCUUAAUGCUCACCAAGCCUCUGCAAUCAUCAUAACAAAUGACGGCAAAUACUUUUCUAACGGCCUCGAUCUCGAAUGGAUCUCGCUCGACAAGGAGAUUCGAACCCCGGCCGUCCGCAACAAAUUCAUCGAGCUCUUGGCCGCCGUCAUGAGCUUAAAAUUGCCGUCAAUUGCCGCGAUCUGUGGCCACGCUUGUGCAGCUGGAUUCAUUUUCGCCCUGGCUCACGACUAUAGGUUCAUGAGAAACGACCGAGGGUUUCUGUACAUGAGCGAGGUCGAUGUCGGGAUGACUAUUACCCCGUCGGUCAUGUCUGUCAUCAGAAGCAAAGUUGAUUCGCGUCAUUUGACGGAAGUUAUGCUUGGCGGCCUCAAGUACAGAGCACAAGAAGCCCUCGGAAAGGUUUUGGUGGAUUCGUGGCAUGGUAGUUCUGAUGAAACCCUAGAUGCCGCCAUUAAUGCUGCCGUUGAGCUUGGUAAACGGAAUUGGAAAGGGGAAGUCUACCUGGGGCUCAGACUCGGCGCAUUUCCAGAAGCUGCAGAGAAGCUUGGAAUCCAAAGUGCUUCUGCACUUCCUUCCAGAUUGUGA
Messenger RNA from Cryptomeria japonica (Japanese cedar), 912 nucleotides. RefSeq names its product enoyl-CoA delta isomerase 2, peroxisomal. Gene Ontology annotation, cellular component: peroxisome. Gene Ontology annotation, biological process: fatty acid beta-oxidation. The coding region runs from base 1 to 912 and encodes 303 amino acids. The record is from RefSeq and is a predicted model, not a curated record. Gene Ontology annotation, molecular function: enoyl-CoA hydratase activity; delta(3)-delta(2)-enoyl-CoA isomerase activity. Lineage: Eukaryota; Viridiplantae; Streptophyta; Pinopsida; Cupressales; Cupressaceae. The transcript is spliced from 2 exons.